AUGGCAUUGGCCUUCUUGCUCAGGCAACUCUCACUGAGAUCCACCGAUACAAUGACCAAGCCAGUGGCAUUUAUCGUCAAUCAUAAUGCAAGGAAAGAAAGUGGCGAGGAGGCUAAGUAUGUUGGCUCACAGCUUCGGAAACUCGGAAUCGAAAGCGAUAUUCUCGAGAUGCAGUGGCCGGCCGCCACUGACCCUGCAAGCCUGCCUGGCUUCGAAAUGCAAGCUCGCCGAGCUCGUUAUCGAUUGAUUGCUGAAACGGCCAUCCGAAGAAAGAUCAGCCACAUCUUUCUAGGGCAUCAUCAGGAUGAUCAGGUUGAGACGAUCCUCAUGCGGCUUAUACGCAACUCUAACGACUCCUUUCUUGGCCGGCAAGGCAUACCCGAGCAUGGCACAAUACCUUGCUGCGAAGAUAUCAAAGGCGCACAGGCGGCAAUUCGACACACUGGCUUCGAGGCCUCGUUGCGUGACGCUUGUGCUCGUUGGGGGGUGAAAAAAGCUUCAGAUGACCCUGUCCGCAUCCACCAAGGUGAGACACUGGUACCUUCUUCAAGUGGUAUCCAGGUGCACCGACCGCUUCUGGCGUUUCCGAAAUCUGCUAUCCUCCAGUUUUGCGCCACAUACGACAUUCCAUAUGUCCUCGAUAAGACCAACUUCGAUCCGACACUGACUUUGCGAAACGCUGUCCGCCAUCUAAGGACCCACUACGCCUUACCACGAGCAUUGCAGGGACCUUCGAUACUAGAGGUCCAGAGAAGGGCCCAAAGUUCCGCGAAGUCUCUUGCUCUACGGGGAGAGUCGAUUCUGCGGAUGAUGACAAUAGAUGUCUUUGAUCUACGGUCCGGCCGUAUGACUGUUUCUCUCCCGCCCCACUUUCAUACUUCAUGCGAAGCCGACCCGGAAGCUGGCGGGUACGCUUUGGCGAGAUUGACAAGUGUGGUGAGCCCACAGUCAAAAGACGAUGCUGAGCCAACUCUGGUGCCCCGACAUAAUCUUAGGGAAUUCCUUGAGAGGAAUCAGCGAAGAGGUGGAGAGCAAAUGACUGUGCAACAGGCUUUACUCGAGAAAAGCGAGAACACGCAGAGCGAAAGUCAGUACAAGGCCACGUCUGACCACGAAGAGGAUAACAGCGAAGGUGACCAUCGCCGGCUUCAACGGGACCGGCGAAGCACCGUCUGGACGAUGUCGCGGCCGCCUAUGCGCAGAAGAGAGCUUGACCGCGCCACGAUGGGUUUCCGUUUCCCCAGACAAGGUAAGAUUGUCAAAGGGAAAUACUCCAGCGACCCUGAUCCGAUUUAUACUGCCGAUGAGAGUCACGAAAAGAAACUCUGGUCGGCGUGGCUGCUCUGGGAUCAUCGAUACUGGAUCCGCGUGCGGGCUGACAGUAUCGAGGGUCUUUCGAGGAUUCGUAUUCGCCCUUAUUCCGAGUCUGACGUACAAAAGGUGUACGAAAUGCUCGAAGACGAAAGAGACGGCUUCCAAGCAAUACUAGCGGAAUCGGCGCCAGGCAAAUCGAGAUUUACAAUCCCCGUUCUGACGGUCGAUCAACAUGUUUCGGUGUUUCCAACACUGAAUGUGAUGGUGGGGAAGUCAAAAUCCGCGGUUCUCAACAGAGCCAGCCCUAACAAAGCCAGCCUUUCUCAACAUCCUAUCUUGGAAUGGGAGGUCUGCUAUAAGACGCUUGAUCAGCUGUUUAUCAAGAAUCAGGUUGGGCCGGUCGAAUGCAGGAUUCCAGGAAUGCAGACGUGA
Cladophialophora carrionii CBS 160.54 is the source of this 1746-nucleotide messenger RNA. RefSeq lists its product as uncharacterized. Gene Ontology annotation, molecular function: ligase activity, forming carbon-nitrogen bonds; ATP binding. The record is from RefSeq and is a predicted model, not a curated record. The coding region runs from base 1 to 1746 and encodes 581 amino acids. Gene Ontology annotation, biological process: tRNA processing. NCBI's taxonomy places the organism in Eukaryota, Fungi, Ascomycota, Eurotiomycetes, Chaetothyriales, Herpotrichiellaceae. The transcript has 2 exons.